This is a messenger RNA of Lucilia sericata (common green bottle fly), 7045 nucleotides long. RefSeq lists its product as uncharacterized. The record is from RefSeq and is a predicted model, not a curated record. Gene Ontology annotation, cellular component: nucleus. NCBI's taxonomy places the organism in Eukaryota, Metazoa, Arthropoda, Insecta, Diptera, Calliphoridae. Gene Ontology annotation, molecular function: zinc ion binding.
CAAAGAAAAAAUAAAAAACUAUGUGCUUGUGAAAAAAUAUACAAAAUAAAUUUAAAUAUUUAUGAAAAUAAGCAAAAUUUAAACCAAAAAAAUGUCUCUGGCCACACUGUGCCGUUUAUGCGUGUGUCCUUUCCAUGAUUGUAAACAAUUAUUCGAUGAAAAUGGUCAGUGCAAUGAGGCUUAUGAUAUAGCCAGCAAAUACUUUGACCCAAUGCUAUUAAAUUCCGAACAAGAACUCAACUCGGCCGUAAUAUGUCUAGAAUGUUGGCAGCACAUCAGUGACUUUUAUAGUUUUCAACAGACUGUGUAUACGGCACAGUCUAAGUUAGAGGAUGUUAAGCAAAUUGUACCCCUAAUUAAACUCGAAGAAGAACUAAUAGAAGAAACACCGAUUGACAGUGGAGAACUACAAAAUGAUGUUUUAUUAAAUGAUGAAGAACUUAAGGACGAGGAGCACAUAUCUGAUGUGGAAGAUACAUACGACGUAAGAGAUGACAAUCCUUUUAGUUCUGAUGAUGAAAGGCCACUAUUGGAAAGUAUUAAAAAAGUGAACAAGAAAAAAACUAAGAGAAAUGCAAAUAAAAAAGAGGAAUCUGGAGAUAAUAUGGACAAGUCGAAAACACCUCCAAAGAAGAAAGAGAAACGCAUUAAAAAGGAGACCAAAAGCAAAACAAAGGCUAAAGCUGCAGACUCAGAGAUUAAACCAGAAGAGGCAUCAGAAGAUCCUAACGAUUCAGCUAAUAAUAAUGAACAAAGUGGUAGUCAAAAUGAAAACUCUACAUCAACAGAUAAAAUUAGUUAUAAUAAACAAAGAACAUUGGAGAAUGAUGCUUAUAUAGCCGCUUGGCGCAGUGAAUUGGAAUGUGAAAUAUGUCAUGCCUCAUUUUCCAAUUACACAUUGCUGCGUAAACAUUUUGUCCAGGAACAUCCCGGGGAAAAAUUCUAUGUUUUGUGUUGUCAACGGAAAUUUACCCAUCGAUUUCAUAUAGUAGAACACAUACGCCUGCAUAUGGAUCCCAAUGCCUUUAAAUGUGAAAUAUGUGGUCGCUGCAGUACUAACAGUCGCAAUCUUACGAAACAUAUAAGAGAACUACACACUGAGGAAGGAAAACUGCGUCCAUUUGAGUGCAACGUAUGUCAUAAAUCUUUCAUAAACAAGACAGUAUUAAGAAUACACAUGGAAACUCAUGAAACCAAUCUUACACAUAUGUGUAGAGAGUGUGGCAAAGGUUUUCCCUCCGAACAAAGGCGUAAUCUACAUGAAAAAUCCGUACACAAUGCAGAUCGGAUUUGUGAUCAGUGCGGCAAAACAUUACAUGGUCCCUAUGCUCUGAAAAAGCAUCUUCUCGAACAUGCUGGAGUACAGAAACGUAAAUGGCCAUGCGACAUCUGUGGUGCCGAAUUACAUUCGCACUCUAGUUUAAAGAGACACAAACUUAUUACACAUCACGAUGGUUCCACCGUUUAUGUAUGCAGUGAGUGUGGUAAGGUGGCCACUACCGAAAUGGCAUUACGUAGUCACAAGAAAAAUGUUCAUCAAACUGAGCGCAAAUUUAAAUGUACAAUAUGUGAGAAAAGCUUUAAGUUUGCCAUUGUGCUACGCGAACAUAUGGCUACGCACACGGGCGAAGAUUUAUAUCAAUGUCCCCAUUGCACGAAAACCUUUAAGACAAAUGCCAAUAUGCAUCAUCACCGCAAGAAGGCACAUCCUAAGGAAUGGGCCGAGGCGCGAAUGAAUAAACCUCAGUCGACAAAGGUUGAUUUUAAUUUGGUACAAAAUGAAGUCUAUGUUCAAUGUGUUGGCGGCAUAUACAAGAUUUCUACUAUUUCCAAAAGACGGUCUUUGAGGCUCAUGCAAAGCUGUUGGAAGGUACGAAGGAAAUUGCCAGAACAAAAUGAUGACAAACUGUUAAUGGUAAUAGAAAAUACACAUGUUAAUCAUGAGGCGCAAGACAACCGAUUGGAAGUCUUUGAUAUAGUUGAUACAAAUGCAUUUAGUUCUGAUAAUAGGAGGCUUAUAAUGGAAACAUUUCAUAUAACGCUGGAAGAUAUGACGGAAAAUACAUUAGGUAUUACCGUGGAACCCAAACAAAUUGAUGACAAACAGCCAAUAGUAAUAGAUAAUCGAUCUGAGAAGAAAAUUAAACAUGAAGCACACACAGAUGCAUUUAGUUCUGAUGAUGAGAUACACUUAAUGGAAAGUUUUCGUCAGACUAGCCAAAAAUACAAUGAGCAAAAAGCCAUUGAAAACGAUGCAAUAAUAGCCGACUGGAGAAGUGAGUUGGAGUGUGUGAAAUGUAAUGCUAAUUUUGCAAAUUUCUCUUUAUUGCGACAACAUUUUAUUAACGAUCAUGUUGAGGAGAAGCGCUGCUAUAUUAUACCUAUGUUCUCAAAUUUGGCCAUACAUGUUAGAGAUGUGCAUAGUGGUAAGGGUGGUAAAAAGCGAAGUCUACAAUGUCCGAAUUGUUUAAAGAUUAUGCUCAAUAAGCGUUCCUUAAUAAUUCACCUAAAAACACACAAAACAAAGCGUUACUACAGUUCAGAAGAAGAACGUAAGUCCCAUAUGCAUCUAUUGCGCCGUAAACAUAUGUGUACACUUUGUGAGAAAGCUUUCAGAAGCCCACGAGAUCUACGCGAACAUAUGACAACGCAUACGGGCAAGCGUUUGUAUAAGUGUCGACACUGUGAGAAGACAUUUAAGCAAUCUUCUAGUAUGUAUACUCAUCAUAAGAAAGCACAUCCACAGGAGUGGACAGAGUCAAGUAAGAAAAGAGGCAAUAGUCUUAAAAAGGAAAAAAUGCAAAUAAAACAAGAAAAUAUAAAAUCAGAGCCUCCCAAAUUGCCCGAUAAAAAUGAUGAUGCCUCUAAUGAAACAGAUGCUCAUCAAAAAUCCAAAGAAAACGAUACAAUAGCUGUUCAGCGCAGCUUGAAGUGCAAAGGCAGAGGAGUUCAAAAACGCAAAUUGCCCUGUGAUCUUUGCAGUUCACAAUUUAAGUCACACUCCGAUCUUAAACACCAUAAACAGCUUGUACAUAAAUGUGUUACCGUAUACGUUUGUAGUGAAUGUGGAAAAGUUGCUAACACUGAAUUUGCUCUACGCACGCACAAACGCAACGUUCAUCUUAGAAAACGAACAUUCCAAGACGAUUGCCAACAAUUGAUCGAUGACACAGGUCAAUGUAAUGAUGCUUACGAUAUUGCAAGUAAAUAUUUUGAUCCAAUGUUGUUGAUUGCUGAUCAAGAACACACUUCUCCCAUUAUAUGUGCAAUUUGUUGGCGGCAUAUACAGGAUUUCUACUAUUUUCAACAAACAGUCUUUGAGGCUCAUGCAAAACUGGACGAUGUUAAGGAAGUUGCCUUAGAUGUUAAAGUGGAGCUGGAACAAAUUGAUGAUAAGCAGCUAAUAGUAGAAAGUAGUUCAUCUGCGAAAGAUGUUAAACAUGAAAUAGAUGUCAAUCGAAUAGUAUCCUUUGAUACAGAAGAAGAUAAUGUAUUUAGUUCUGAUGAUGAAAAACCCUUAAGGAAAAAUUCUGGUCAGGUGAAAGAAAAAUGUUCAGCUAAACAAAAUUCCAAAGAAAUGGUAACUCUAAGCAAAAGCAAAACUCCUAAGAAACGUGACAAGAGUCGUAAAAAGCAAAAGUUAGAAACAACAGAGACAAAUUUAAAAAGGGAAACUUCCAUAUUGUCGGAUGAAAAUGAUGCCUGUAAUAACAGUGAAAAAACAGAUGCCCAACAAAAAACCUUAGAAAAUGAUGCGUUUAUAGCUGCCUGGAGAAGUGAGUUGGACUGUGUGAAAUGUAAUGCAACAUUUGCAAAUUUCACCUUACUACGCAAACAUUUCCUCAAGGAUCAUUUAGAGGAAAAGUGUUAUAUUGUUUGCUGUGAUCGCAAAUUUAGCAGUCGUUAUCAUAUUGUGGAACAUAUACGAUUGCAUAUGGAUCCUAAUGCAUAUCGCUGUGAUGUAUGCGGCAGAUGUAGUACUAACAGCCGAAAUUUGUCUAAACAUAUUAAAGAAUUGCACAGUGAAGAGGGUAAAAGGCGCAGCCUGGAGUGUCCAACAUGUUUAAAGAUUUUAGCCAAUAAGAACUCCUUAAGAGUUCACCUGGAAACUCACGAGACAAAUCUAAACUACAUUUGUCGGGAAUGUGGCAAAGGUUUUCCCUCUGAACAAAAACGUACAUUACACGAACGUUAUGUUCACAAUGCAUCUCUUAUUUGUGAUCAGUGUGGCAAAAACCUACACAAUCACUAUGCCAUGAAGCAACAUCUUCUCCAGCAUGCAGGCGUUCAAAAACGUAAAUGGCCCUGUGAUCUUUGCAGUGUAGAAUUGAAUUCACGAUCUGGUCUCAAGCGCCACAAACAGCUAAUACAUCAAGAUGGCUCUACGGUAUAUGUUUGCAGUGAAUGUGGUAAAGUUGCUAGCACCGAAAUUGCUUUGCUCACGCACAAACGUAAUGUUCACACAUCAGGACGUAAACAUAAGUGUACACUUUGUGAAAAAGCCUUUAAAUUUCCUAGAGUUUUGCGGGAACAUAUGGCAACACAUACUGGGGAGGAUUUGUAUAACUGUCCGCAUUGUGAGCGUACAUUUAAGACAAAUGCUAAUAUGCAUCAUCAUCGUAAGAAAGCACAUCCGCAGGAAUGGGCGGAGGCCCGUCUAAAUAAACCUCAAGUUACAAAAGUUGAUUUUAAUUUGGUGCAAAAGGAAGUUGUUAUAUACGAUUGCCAACAAUUAAUCGAUGAUACAGGUCAAUGUAAUCAUGCUGAUGCGAUAUCGCCAUUGUUGAUUGCUGAUCAAGAUCACAAUUGUUCCAUUAUAUGCGCAAUUUGUUGGCGGCAUAUACAGGAUUUCUACUAUUUUCAACAAACGGUUCUUGAGGCUCAUACAAAAUUGGAAGAUUAUAUUACAGAGAAAAAUCUAAAAUCAGAACUUUCCAAACUGUCUAAUAACAAUGAUGAUGACUGUAAUAAGAAAAUAGAUGCCCAACACAAAACUUUAGAAAACGAUGCGUUCAUAGCCGCUUGGAGAAAUGAGUUGGACUGUUUUAAAUGUAAUGCCAAACUUGCAGAUUUCACUUUACUACAGAAACAUUUUCUCAAGGAUCAUUCAGAUAAAAAGUGCUAUAUUGUUUGCUGUGAUCGCAAAUUUAGCUGUUAUCAUAUUGUGGAGCAUAUACGGCAUAUGGAUCCCAAUGCCUAUCGGUGUGAUGCCUGUGGUAAAUGUAGUAAAAAUAGCCGAAAUUCGGACCAACAUAUUAAAGAGUUGCACAGUGAAGAGAGUAAACAGCGCAGCCUGUUUACUCUCUUCACUGUGCAAACCCACGAAACAAAUCUAAACUACAUUUGCCAGAAAUGUGGCAAAGGUUUUCCCUCUGAACAAAAACGUACGCUACACGAACGAUUAUGGAUUUUUUCAACAUACAAACAUUUACCAAUUGAUACGCUUUUUCUAAUUAUGAAUCAAACUGCCUUGUGUCGUUUAUGCAUACGUUUAUAUAAUGAAUUUAUAAAUUUAUUCAAUGAUAAUGGCCAGAGCAAUGAAGCCUACGAUAUUGCCGUCAAAUAUUUUGAUCCCAUGUUAUUGAAGCCGCAACAUGAACAUGACACUACCUUAAUUUGUAUUGUAUGUUGGAGUCAUAUCAAUAAUUUUCACAAUUUUCAAAAUUCUGUUCUAAAUGCGCAAGUGCAAUUAGAAAACAGUAUGGAACAUAUACCAAUGAUUAAGCUUGAAGAUGAAGCCUGGAUGGAUCAAAUAACUAUUGUCGAUAAUGAAAAUAAUACAUUUACAAAUACGAAUCAUUCAUAUGUAUAUAGUAAAGAAAUUGAAAAUCAUGAAGUAGCUUCCUCCAGUAGAAACAACGAAUGUAAACCUAAUCUAGAUAAAACCAAGGAAUAUGAGAUGUUAAUAAAGAAAUGGAAAGGCGUUUUGGAAUGUGAUUUAUGUCACUAUAAAUUCAAAAACUUUAGUGAUUUACGUCAACACUUUCAACAGCAACAUCCUAGAGAUAAAUUCUAUAUUAACUGUUGCAAACGUAAAUUUUACAAUCGUUAUGACAUGGUUGAACAUAUACGAGUACAUUUAAAUCAGAAUACCUACCAGUGUAAUAUCUGUGAUAAAACAUUUUCUUGUAAUCGUAAUUUAAACCGACAUAUACGACAGGUACAUAUUGAAAAAGUUCAGCGAGUGUUUGAAUUAAUGAACAAUACCAACAAAUCUAUAAAAUAUCAUCCUCCUAUGGGUUUAUUAAAGGCAGAAGAGGAGAAUAAAAUAAAUAGCAAAAAGACCUUUACUAGGUCGACCAAAGUACCACGUGGGAAAAUAAAUAUCACCCCACAAACUGAUGACAAAAUUGCUGGCAAUUUAGAAGUGAAAAAACAACGACAACAUCAUCACCAGGAUCUGAAAUAUUUUCAACUUAAAAUUUCUUCAAACAAAAAAACUACAUUGGAAUAUGACACACAAAUAGCCGAGUUAAAAAGAGUAUUAGAAUGUCCUGUCUGCCGGAGAAAUUUUCCGUAUUAUACUUCAUUACGAGAACAUUUCCAAACGGAACAUCCUGAAGAGAAAUUUCAUAUAAUUUGUUGUCAACGUAAAUUUGGCAAUGGCUAUCAAAUAUAUGAACAUUUUCAACUCCACAAUAAUCCCAAUGCAUUUAGAUGUGAAAUUUGUGAACACACCUUUUCCCGGAGCGCCAGUUUAACCCGACACAUACGGGAGUUACACAUGCAAAAUGUUCAAUGGUCAUGUGAUCAUUGUGGUGUUAGUUUUAAGUCUUGCUCGGUUUUGGGAAGACAUAAAAAGAGAUGUUUUGGAAAAAUGUGUAAAAAGUUGCAGCCACAACAUAAAUUGGAAUGUCUUAAUGUAACGGAUAAUUAUGUUGGUGCAACGUUUUCAAAUUAUACUUUAAUGCAAAUUGCACCGUAAGCAUAAUAAUGUUUGAAAAUUUCUUUAGCCACACAUAGAAAUUCUUGAAAUACUUUUGUGAAUUAUUUUUUAUUUAAAAGUUUAAAUAAAAUGAAGAAUUUUUGUACGUUUUCUUUAAAA